Molecule: messenger RNA, 3209 nt
Organism: Monodelphis domestica (gray short-tailed opossum)
Lineage: Eukaryota; Metazoa; Chordata; Mammalia; Didelphimorphia; Didelphidae
Product: transforming growth factor beta-1-induced transcript 1 protein
Source: RefSeq, a predicted model, not a curated record
AAAAGGAUCUUUUCUCAGAUUUUUCCUGACUUCCACCCAAAGACCAAUUCACAUUUCCGUCCUUAUUCUAGUUGAGGAGGCAUAAGCCUUAAGUCAUGUACCCAGGGAAAGAUGAGAUCAUUAGCCUGGACUGACUAGUGGGAUCACUAUAUAUACAUAUGACUAAAUACAAGGUUGUGGUUCAGCUUUUCCCACAUCCCGGAGCAGAUCCCUACAGAGGGCCCUGGGGAUUCACUUGAGUGGCUAGAAAAUGCUUCAGAAGGGGAGUCCCUGGGCCCAAUAUUCUUUUUAUAACAGCACUGGGCAUGCUGAAUGGGAAGGGAUAUAGGGGAAAAAAGGAUUAUAAUAUAGUGACCAAAUACAUGGGGGGUUUCAGUUUUAUUUUAUGGCUGCUCAAGCCUUGGCCAGUUUCCCCUUGAGCGAGGGGCUUGGGGUCUUCUGUACGGGGCUCUCCAUGUGGCCUAGGAUGCUAGAGAGUACUUCAGGGAUCUGCCUCUAUCCCUUAAUGAAUAUCUCCAUCCUUCUCCAUCUGUCUCCCUGAGUUUUUAUUCCAUCUCUGUGUGUUUGAAUUGAUGGCUGUCCCUGAAAGGGUUUCCCUGGGCUUCUGUGUCUCUGAGCGUCUGGACUCCUCUGUCACUCUGCUUUCUGGGUUUUCUCUGGUGCUGUUGGUGGAGGGUUCUCAGUUCCAAGCUCCAGCUCUCACCACUCCAUAGUGUCUGGCUGGGGUGUGGCUGUUCUGAGGGUGUGUCUCCCCUCCCUGUUCUAGUCUGUCACCCUCCUUGGGCUCCCCUCAGGCCCCCUUCUCUAGCCUCUCUCCCAGCUAAUUCCCAUCCCGCCCCCCAUUCCUUCUGGUCCCCGCUUCCUUACAUGGUCACAGCCGGGCCUCCCUCUCCCGGACGUCCCCCCCUCCCCCGCUCUCUCCCGCCCCCCCAACCGGACACAGCCCCCGCCCUGCUGCUACCCCUCAGCCAGGCAGCCCGGCACCCCAGCCAUGGAGGACCUGGAUGCUCUUUUGUCUGACCUGGAGUCUACAACAUCCCACAUCCCUCGGGCUGGGGCUCUUAGGGACCAGCCCCAAGAAGCCACUCCGGCUCCUCCUCCCUAUACCCAGCAACAACAGAAGGUGGCCAGGGAAACCUCUGGGGCCUCAGGAGACAAAGACCAUCUCUACAGCACUGUGUGCAAGCCUCGGUCCCCAAAGCCUGCGGCACCUCCAUUCUCCUCCAGUGGUGUCCUCGGUGCUGGGCUCUGUGAGCUGGACCGCCUACUGCAAGAGCUCAAUGCUACCCAAUUCAAUAUCACAGAUGAAAUCAUGUCCCAGUUCCCAUCCAGCAAGGCCGCUGAUGGAGAACGAAAGGAAGAACAAUCGGAGGAAAAGAAAAGGCCUACCACCCCCCCUAGCCCAACGCCUCCGCUGCCCAAACCUUCGGCCACCUCAGCUACCUUGGAAUUGGACAAGUUGAUGGCUUCUCUUUCCGAUUUCCGCGUCCAGAACCAUCUUCCUGCCUCUGGGUCUACCCCCAAACCAGAACUGAGCUCAGUGAGUGAUACCACACCACCCACCACCACCUCGGGGCCCGCCACGGAGGGCAGUCUGGACACCAUGCUGGGCUUGCUUCAGUCAGACCUCAGUCGACAGGGAGUCCCCACCCAGGCCAAGGGCCUUUGUGGUUCCUGCAAUAAACCCAUUGCUGGGCAGGUGGUGACAGCUCUAGGCCGGACCUGGCACCCGGAGCACUUUUUAUGCGGAGGGUGCUCCGUGGCUCUGGGAGGCAGCAGCUUCUUUGAAAAGGAUGGGGCCCCUUACUGCCCUGAAUGCUACUUCGAGCGCUUCUCCCCGCGCUGUGGUCUCUGCAAUCAGCCCAUUCGCCACAAGAUGGUCACCGCCUUAGACACCCAUUGGCACCCUGAACAUUUCUGCUGCGUCAGCUGCGGGGAACCGUUCGGGGAAGAGGGGUUCCACGAGCGGGAGGGUCGCCCGUAUUGCCGCCGGGAUUUUCUGCAGCUGUUCGCCCCACGCUGCCAAGGUUGCCAGGGUCCGAUCCUGGAGAACUACAUCUCGGCUCUGAGUGCACUCUGGCACCCGGACUGCUUCGUCUGCAGGGAGUGCUUUACGCCCUUCUCGGGAGGCAGCUUCUUCGAGCACGAGGGGCGCCCGCUCUGCGAAAGCCACUUCCACGCCCGGCGCGGAUCCCUCUGCGCCACCUGCGGCCUCCCGGUCACCGGCCGUUGCGUUUCGGCGCUGGGACGCCGCUUCCACCCGGACCACUUCACCUGCACCUUCUGCCUGCGCCCGCUCACCAAGGGGUCCUUCCAGGAGCGCGCGGACAAGCCCUACUGCCAGCCCUGCUUCCUCAAGCUCUUUGGUUGAGCCCCCACCCACUCGGCCACGAGGAGGUCCCGCCGCAAGGAUAGAACCCCAUUCCAAGAAAGGCCUUCCCCUUUAAAAAGAGCCCGGUGCGAGGAGGCUGCACACCGAGGGAAGGCCCGCCCUCCCCCCACAAAGCUGGUUCCAGAUUAGACUACGUUCCCAGUGAGGCCCGCCCGGGGGACUAGAUCCCUGUCCAAAGAGAGGUCCUUUCCCUCCCCCAGCCUGGCUCAAGAAUAGAGCACAUUCCCAGAACACUUUGCCUUUUAAUUAGAGCCCAGUGCCAGCGGACUCCCAUCCCUUAAGUAGACUCCAGGCCAAAGGGAGCUUGGAUCCUUCCCCCGGUUUAAGAAUGGGCCAAGGCUCCAGGUGCCCUUUAAAUAGAACCCGGGCCCAGGAGGUCCACGCCUAUCAUAUACGGGGACCACCUCGAGGGAGGUGUUCUCCCUCCUCCAAAAAACAAGGCUUCUUGGUCCUUCUCAGAAGCAGCCCAACUCUUCCCUGAAGCUCCAUCCCUCUGGGGUACGUGAAUGGAGAGACAAAGGAAUGUCUAGAGAAUUCCCUUCUUGGAAGGGAUGGGGAGGGGGAAGUGAAGCCACUCCGCAGGAAUAGACGUUCAGGGUUGAGGGCUCUUGUAGGGCUCCCCAGCUGUGGGUAAUAGGAUCCCUCUCUAGGUUUGAACGCACUUACGUCUUACUAAGGAAGGAAAGCGCUUAAGGGAAAGGGACCAAGUCCUAGAAAUCUGCGGCUCCGGGUUGUGCCUCACAGUACUGUCUGAGUGUCCUGAGUGUCCCUCACUGCCGUCCUCACCUAUCUCUAUAUAAAUACACCUUUCACCAAC